Messenger RNA from Fusarium proliferatum ET1, 588 nucleotides. RefSeq lists its product as uncharacterized. The record is from RefSeq and is a predicted model, not a curated record. NCBI's taxonomy places the organism in Eukaryota, Fungi, Ascomycota, Sordariomycetes, Hypocreales, Nectriaceae. The transcript has 2 exons. Bases 1 to 588 code for a protein of 195 amino acids.
AUGGCCACCAACCAAGAACUCCCAGUUUUCGACCUCUCAGUGGCUGACUUCAAUAAAGUCGGCCCUCGUCGCGCUCAUAUGGAGCGUUAUUUCCGAGCUCUCGGUUUAUGGAACGCAGACCUUGUCAAGAUGAUUCGAGAUGCGAAUGAAAAGAAGUUCUGUAUCAAGCUUCAAGAAAGAGACGAUCACGAGGUCGGCCAUCUGUACUUCGAGUGUCUCGUUGACUACGGAGUCUGGUACAGCAUUGUCGCCUAUGGCGGACUGUCACAAGAUGACCAUCCUUGGCCUGUUCCAGAGAGAACCAAACCUCGGAAAAAGGACUAUUCCAAAGGCGUCUCUCGAUUGUACAAGGGCUGGAUUCUUCGCGAAGAAUAUGUUCGAGAGUCACAGGGAGAGUCCUCCAUGGCUCCCAAGUCUGAAACCUCCGCCGCGGAUACGGCCACGUCUGGGCCGCAGAUUCAACCUGCUGUGAAAGUAGAGACUUGUCAAGAGUCUCUUGCCGUGGCCACCAGGUUCGACCCAGCGCUCCCUUUCGCCUCGCAGGUCAAGCCUGAUCCGGCCAAGAAUGCUUCUGACAACUUCUAUUGA